AGAUGUUGUUGAUAACUCUCUAUUUCUGUUUUUUCUAAAUUUUUGACUGUUUGAGUGUUAGAUGAUACUUUUCUGGAUUAAAAUAUUAAGCUGUUAUUGUCCUGUUAAAGAUUAGGAUGAUGAAGCCAAACAAAUCAUCAUUAUUGCCUGUUGAUCAAAAUAGGCACUCUCAUUCAAUUCAGUUGCUCUCAAUUUUUGUACUUCUUGAUAUAUUAAUGAUCUGCCUUUUUUCUAGCUGUCUAAUUAUUGUCGAUAGACAUUGAAUUCUCAGAUGGUUCUGAUUUCUAUUGCAUGAUUUUUUUUCCAGCUAUGGGUACAAGUACAACUAAGGUCUACAUAGUAUAUUACUCUUUGUAUAAACACGUGGAGAUGAUGGCACGAGAAGUGCAAAAGGGAGCUAAUUCAGUUGAAGGGGUUGAAGCAUCACUUUGGCAGGUACCUGAGACACUUUCAAAUGCGAUAAUGGAAAAGAUGAAGGCCCCUUCUAAAGCAGAUGAUGUUCCGGUAAUUAAGGUAGAACAACUAUUGGAUGCUGAUGGUUUUCUCUUUGGCUUUCCAUCCCGUUUUGGUGUAAUGGCAGCGCAAUUCAAGGCUUUCUUUGAUGCAACCGGUGAGUUAUGGGCAUCCCAAGCACUUGCCGGAAAACCUGCCGGAAUCUUCUGGAGUACUGGUUUCCAUGGAGGAGGCCAAGAACUUACCGCAUUAACAGGCAUAACACAGUUAGCACAUCAUGGAAUGCUAUUUGUUCCUCUUGGUUAUACCUUUGGGAGCGGUAUGUUUGAAAUGAAUGAAGUGAAAGGCGGUUCUCCUUACGGUGCCGGAACAUACGCAUCUGAUGGAAGCCGUGAACCUACGGAUUUAGAACUCGGACAGGCUUUCCACCAGGGGAAGUAUGUUGCCCAAAUAACAAAAAAGCUCAAAUCUUAGCUCUCUGAUGUCCCUAUAUACUGUAUGCACUGCAUUAACCUUUAGCAGAAGCAAUGAAAGGAUAUGAUUGUGAUUCUCUUAA
This is a messenger RNA of Mercurialis annua (annual mercury), 1009 nucleotides long. Its product is annotated as probable NAD(P)H dehydrogenase (quinone) FQR1-like 1. The record is from RefSeq and is a predicted model, not a curated record. The transcript has 4 exons. Bases 292 to 927 code for a protein of 211 amino acids. Gene Ontology annotation, molecular function: NAD(P)H dehydrogenase (quinone) activity; FMN binding. NCBI's taxonomy places the organism in Eukaryota, Viridiplantae, Streptophyta, Magnoliopsida, Malpighiales, Euphorbiaceae.